GCUCGGGGGCAGUCGUACACCAUGAUGGCACCGCGGAGCAGCCAGGUCUGAUCCCUCGGCUGUGCAGCUCCCUGUUCAGCAUGGACGGUUGAAGGAGGCGGGGGGAGGAGGAGCAGUUCACUGUGGAGGUGUCCUACAUGGAGAUCUACAACGAGAAGGUCCGAGACCUGCUCGACCCCAAAGGAAACCGCCAGGCUCUGAGAGUGAGAGAACACAAAGUGAUGGGGCCUUACGUGGACGGCCUGUCCCGCCUGGCUGUGGCCUGCUACACGGACAUCGAGUCUCUGAUGUCAGAGGGAAAUAAAUCUCGCACAGUUGCCGCCACCAAUAUGAACGAAGAGAGCAGCAGAUCCCACGCUGUGUUCAACAUCAUCCUCACACACACACUCACGGACCUGAAGUCUGAGACGAGUGGAGAGAAGGUGAGCAAGCUGAGUCUGGUGGAUCUGGCCGGCAGCGAGCGGGCGGCGAAGACCGGAGCAGCGGGGGAACGUCUGAAAGAAGGCAGCAACAUCAAUAAAUCCCUCAGUACUCUGGGUCUAGUUAUCUCUGCCUUGGCCGACCAGGGAACGGGGAAGAACAGGAGCAAGUUUGUCCCCUACAGAGACUCUGUGCUCACCUGGCUGCUCAAGGACAGCCUGGGAGGGAACAGCCGCACCGCCAUGGUCGCCACCAUCAGCCCCGCUGCGGACAACUAUGACGAGACGCUGUCCACCCUGCGCUACGCCGACCGCGCCAAGAGCAUCGUCAACCACGCCGUCGUCAACGAAGACCCCAACGCCAGGAUCAUCAGAGAGCUGCGGGAGGAAGUGGAGAAGCUGAGGGAGCAGCUCACAGAGGCUGAGUCCAUGAAGGCCCCCGAUCUGAAGGACAGGCUGGAGGAGUCGGAAAAACUGAUCCAAGAAAUGACCUACACCUGGGAGGACAAGCUCAGGAAGACUGAGGCUAUUGCACAGGAGCGUCAGAGGCAGCUGGAGAAUCUGGGCAUCUCCCUGCAGUCGUCUGGAAUCAGAGUGGUGGAUGACAAGUGUUUCCUGGUCAACCUCAACGCUGACCCCGCCCUCAACGAGCUGCUGGUGUACUAUCUGAAGGAGCACACGCGGGUGGGCUCAGCUAACUCUCAGGACAUCCAGCUGUGUGGGAUGGCCAUCCAGGCGGAGCAUUGUGUCAUGGACAUCACAGAGAGCAGCGGGGUGAUGCUCACUCCUCACCGCAACGCUCGAACGUGUGUGAACGGUGCUGCAGUCACCAGUCCGGUCCAGCUUCACCAUGGUGACCGUAUCCUGUGGGGGAACAACCACUUCUUCAGGAUCAGCCUGCCGAGGCACAUGGUGCACACAGGGGCUGAGGAUGAGGAGGGGGUGAUGAAGACGUGUCUAAGCAGCGACCAGCUGGAGGUGGACUUUGACACGUCCAGCGACGUGUCCAGCGAGCUGAGCUUCGGAUACGAGUUUGCUCAGGCCGAAGUCAUGAUGAAAGGCAUGGGCAACAACGACCCCCUGCAGUCGGUGCUGCAGACCCUGGAGAGGCAGCAUGAGGAGGAGAAGCGCUGCGCCCUGGAGCGUCAGAGGCUGAUAUACGAACAGGAGCUGCAGCAGCUCCGCCAGAGGCUGACUCCGGAGAAACCCUCUCACCUGCUGGACCCUGCAGGAGCUGCUGCAACGUCACACAUCUCCCAGAAACGCAUGCGCCGCUGGAGCGAGGACAGAGAAGCGAUGAUUACUCGCAGCCUGCGGCGCCUCAGGGAGCAGAUCGUGCGGGCCAACCUGCUGGCUCAGGAGGCCGGGUUCAUCGCCGAGGAGAUGAGCAAGAGGACGGAGUACCUGGUCACGCUGCAGAUACCUGCUGCUAACCUGGAUGCUAACAGGAAGCGUGAUGUCGUGUUGAGUGAGCCGGCCAUCCAGGUGCGGCGUAAGGGGAAAGGGAAGCAGAUCUGGGCUCUGGAGAAGAUGGAGAACAGGCUGGUGGACAUGAGGGAGCUCUACCAGGAGUGGAAGGACUUUGACGAAGACAACGCUGUGAUGCGGUCCUACUUCAAACGUGCCGACCCGUUCUUCGACGAGCAGGAGAACCACUCUCUGAUCGGCGUGGCUAAUGUCUUCCUGGCCUGCCUGUUCUACGACGUCAAGCUGCAGUACGCAGUGCCCAUCAUCAACCAGAAGGGGGAGGUUGCAGGCCGGCUGCAUGUGGAGGUGAGACCAGGAACAGAGAGCUCUGAGGAGGACGCUGCAGGACAGAGCAACUCAGACGGAGACACACAGGACUGCAAAAUGGACUGUGUGGUGAAAAUCCUCCAGGCCAACGGUCUGCCUCGCCACCUGUCCAACUUUGUCUUCUGUCAGUAUCACUUCUGGGGGCAGCAGGAGUCGGUGUUCAUCGCUCCAGAGAUGCAGCCGUCCAGCUCGCCAGCAGAGUCCAGAGACCCUCAGUGCACGGUGGUCUUCGACAGCGCCAGGGUAACAAUUCCACUGCAAGUUUUGACGGAGUUUUCGGUGUCAGUGUCGGAGGACUUUGUGGAGUUCUUGGCUGAUGGGGCGGUGGCCAUCGAGGUGUACGGACACAAGCAGGCCAACCACCGCAGGAACCUAGCUCUGUGGGACCUGGGAGUGAUUCAAGCCAAAACCAGAACCCUCAGAGAGAGGUGGAGCGAGGCGACCCGCCACCUGGAGCUGUGGGUGCAGCUGAUGGAGCUGAACGAGGCCGGACAGUUCACCCCUGUGGAGGUUCUCCCCGCUAAAGACGUCCACACAGGGGGAGUCUUCCAGCUCAGACAGGGCCAGUCUCGCCGGGUCCAGGUGGAGGUGCGUCCAGUACCAGAAUCUGGCACCAUGCCCCUCAUCGCCGCCUCCAUCCUCUCUGUGUCCAUCGGAGACAUCAAGAUCCGACAGACCCGGGUCUCCAGAGGCAGCGAAUCACAUUGGGGUGGGGAUGAAGAGAUGGACAGCUACCAGGAGGCAGAUCUGGAGAGGUUGAGGGAACAGUGGCUGGUGACGCUCACUCAGAGACAGGAGUAUCUGGACCUGCAGCUGCAGAAGAUAGUUUCCAAACCAGAUAAGUCGGAGGAUGAUGUUGAGAGGGAGUCUCAGCUGCUGGAGUGUCGUCUGACGCUCACCGAAGAACGCAACGCUGUCCUGGUGCCGUCGGCCGGCAGCGGCAUCCCCGGAGCGCCGGUGGAGAGGGUUCCUGUUGCUGGGAUGGAAACACACAUACCUGUCCUGUUCCUGGAUCUCAGCGCUGAUGAUUUCCAGUCUAGUCUCUCUGCUCCGUUGGCCGGGGGGCUGGAUGCCCUCCUCAGUGGGGAGGAAGAGGACGACUUCUUUGACCUCCAUAUUGUUAAACACUUUGAUCCAGAGGUGAAGGUGGAGGCCUCCUGGGACUCGACGGUGCACGAGUGUCCCCAGCUGAGCCGCGUGGCGCCGGCCGAUCAGAGGGUGUACCUGACGGUCAGCACGGUGGUGCAGCUCAGCCACCCCGCCCACAUGCAGCUGGUGCUCAGGAAACGCAUCUGUGUCAACGUCACCGGAAGACAGGGUUUCGCUCAGAGUCUGCUGAAGAGGAUGUCUCAGCGCAGCGCCAUCCCCGGCUGUGGAGUCACGUUUGAAAUAGUUUCUAACAUCCCAGGGGACAUCCAUGGUCCAGAGGACAGGGAGAUGUUGGCCCGGCUGGCUGCCAGCACCGAGGACGACCAAUCAGCUGACAGUGAGGCGGCCAUAGAGAAGUACCUGCGCAGCGUCCUGGCUGUGGAGAACGUCCUGACUCUGGACAGACUCAGACAGGAGGUGGCUGUAAAGGAACAGCUGGCAGUCCGAGGGAAAGCUCCCAGACGCUGCCUGAGCUCUCCAAACAUCCACCGACUGUCAGCCAGCAGUCUGGAUCUCUACUCCUCCACUCAUAGGCUCAAUGACUUUAAGGGCUGGGAGAGCCACCAGGACCUCUCCUAUGUCCCGCCUCCAUCCAGACGCACUCUGCCCAGCUCCAUAUCCCAGACCCUGAACCCAGACACAGUGCAUCCAGGCUUUGCUGAGUCUUAUCUCUCUCCAGUGAAGGCUGUUCCCAAGCUGCUGAAGUCCCUGCUUCCUGGUGGGAGAGCAGCUGGUAAAGAGCAGACGCCUGUCCAUCAGCAGAGUUUGCCUCGCAUCAUGGUGCAGUCAGCCAGUGUUGAAGAGGGCAUGAGCAAACACCAGCAGCCGGUUCCCAUUGAGGCAAUCAUUCCUGACCUCCAAACAGAGAGCCCCAGAUCCAAGCCCCUCCCACCGCCAAUCAUCCCGAAGACAGAAGACUCCUUCCCCAGCCCGACCAGCGAAUCAUCGAGCGGGUACAUUUCAACAAACAUGUCUAUAGCAACGCUAGCAGAUGUCUACACCCUGAGCUGGGACCUGCCUCCCUCUGACGUCAUGGAGGCGCUUUCAGAUGAAGAGGAUGCAGACGACGGAGUGACAUAUUACAACCCUUACCCUGAGUCAAUCUUUCGUAAGGAUCAAUCAGAGCCUCAGGAGUCAUUUCUGGUGUUGGACCAUGAGGCAGCUCAAGAGAGGCCUGACUCGCCACCGUCCAAACCAGACGUUACUCCGUCAGAUUCAAACCUGAGUCAACAAGAACCAAAUGAGUCUCCAUCGGUCCAGGAGCAAAAUGAGUCUGAUUCAGUUGCAGAAUCACACUUAUUACAAGAGUCAACAGUUGACAAUGUUGCAUCAGAACAAUUAGACCAUUUUGAGCCACUUGAAGAUUCAAUGCUAGUAGAAGAGAAUGAAACAAAACAGACAGAAAUUCCACAAACGGAAGACCCAAAACCAGAAGCUCCUUCAACAGAAGAACUCGAGUUAGCUGCCACCGACGAGACAGAAGCUGAACUGUCACUCCACCAUGAAACACAACCAUCUGCACCAGAAGCUCAGUCUGAAACAAUUGUCCAAGACCAAACAACCUGCGACACUUCUGAAGAUCCAACCCCAAAACUGGUCCCAGCUGUCUCAGAAGUCCUGGUUCCAGUUCCUGCCCCAUCAGAAGAUUUGGUUCUUCUUGCUUCAUCCCAAGAACUGUCACCCCACCAUGAAACACAACAAUCUGCACAAAAGGUUCCGUCUGACCCAGCCGUCCAAGACCAAACAACCUGCGACAGUGUCCAAGUUCCAACCGAAUACCUGGUCCCAGCUGUUCCAGAAGUCCUGGUUCCAGCUCCUGCCUUAUCAGAAGAUUUGUUUUCGGCCUCAUCCGAAGAACAAGCCACCACUGAGGCCUCAAACCUAAAAGACAGCUCCGUCCCGCCUUCAUCCUCAACCACAGAUGACGUCCAAGAGGAAGAACCUGUGGAUGGGUCCAAUAAAACUUCCUCAGCAGAUUCUCUGUCCAGCGUUCAGCCUUCCAAACCUGACACCGCAGUUGCAAACCCCUUCAAGAUCAAGAAGGUGAAAUCUUCAGACCUCAAGUCCUUUCAGUGUAUUGUGGGAGAGGAGGAGGAUCAGCUUGGGCAGAUGGACCGGGCCAGUAGUCUCGGAGCAGGACUAAACCUCUCUGUGCCCAUGGAAAUCCUGGAAAUCAUCUCAGACUCCGAGGAAGGAGAUGCAAUGUCAGUUCUUCCUGACUGGUUGAAAGAAGGGGAGUUUGUGACCGUGGGGAACAAUAAGAACGGCACUGUGCGCUACCUUGGACCCACAGAUUUCGCAGUGGGAACCUGGGUGGGAGUGGAACUGGAGGUACCGGCAGGAAAAAAUGAUGGUUCAGUGGGCGGCAAACACUACUUCCACUGUAACCCUGGUUACGGCGUGCUGGUUCGGCCGCACAGGGUCAGCCGGGGUGCCGGCAAGCGCCGCCGCCAACAGCAGAAACGCUGCAGUGCUAACCUGUCCGGAUCCAGCCCAAACCUGGCAGCCCUCACCGCGUUGGCUAAAGGUGAAGGGGGGGUGGCAUCAGCCGGCCGCAGCAGGGGAGAGAACCGCAAGUCGUGGAACACUUAGGAGGUUCUAAACCUGCCAAACGGCUCGAUGCUGGACCCCCACAUGCAGCAGAUGGUUGUUUAAGUGUAGGCAUGUGACCCCUCAUCAGAUUGUAAUGGUUCAUCUAUUGAAAGACUAUCCUAGCCAAUGGACUUGUAUUAUGGUUUAAUGGAUAUAUUUUAUCAGACAAUUUGAAUGUUUUUAGGUAUGUAGAUUCCAGUAACAACCUUUUCUAUGCAAUUAUAAUCAUGGCUGUCUCACCUGAAUGGAUUAAUUUGAGUCCCAGCUCAGAAUCAGCACAGUUUUCCAUUCCAUGUGUUUUGCCACAUGCCUGGCAUUGCAAAUAUGGUUAAAUGUAUCCAAAGUUCACUGGAUUACUGUACACUGUAAGACUCCAGGUAACACUACUUCUUCAUGUGCUCACAUUUCUACUGUUCAAGACUAAUUAUGGAGCUGCAUGUUUGGAUAGACUUCAAAGUGUUGCACAUGGUUUUAUACCUAUUGGUUUUUCUUUUUGUAAUUCUUGUGCCUUGAAAUAUUAUGACUACUAUGAUGCCUAUGUGCCUUAGUGUUAAAUCACCAGUGCUGAUAGGUUGGAAACUGUCAAACCAGAGCUUAUUACAGCUCUUGAAUGUGUAUUUCUACUGUUUUAGAACAAAAAAUACUUGCACUGCCUUUUAAACAAUUCUACUGAAAAUGUGCAACAAUGUUAAUCAUUUUUUUUCUAAGUGUGUCAAGAUCGAAUGAAAGUGGCUUCAUUUUGAACAGAGAUGUGUGCCAGUUUUUUGGGAUUUAUUUUAGACUAGUACGUUUUUAAUUACAAUGUGUGUAUGGGAAUACUUGAGGGAUUUUGUUGAACGCAGAGUAUUAAUUGUUUUGGGUAAGUACAAUAUUUGAUAUUAUGCCUGAAAGAUUAUUUAUUUAAAAAUGAAGACAUACAAUUGAUGCUAAAAGCAAAAUCGACUUUUAUAUUGUUGAAUAAACUUAAUUCUGCCCUUAUCAA
Messenger RNA from Gymnodraco acuticeps, 6936 nucleotides. Its product is annotated as kinesin-like protein KIF13B. The record is from RefSeq and is a predicted model, not a curated record. Gene Ontology annotation, biological process: regulation of protein localization; microtubule-based movement. The transcript has 35 exons. Gene Ontology annotation, cellular component: adherens junction. Bases 138 to 5954 code for a protein of 1938 amino acids. Gene Ontology annotation, molecular function: microtubule binding; cell adhesion molecule binding; microtubule motor activity. NCBI's taxonomy places the organism in Eukaryota, Metazoa, Chordata, Actinopteri, Perciformes, Bathydraconidae.